UUGUAUAAGUUGUUGUAUUUGGAUUAUUGUGUGAGUAUCAUUUUUGCUCCUCAAAUCAUCUCACUUUCUCUCUCCUAGGGUUAGGGUUUUCAAGCACCGAAACCAGAAACCAUGUCGACCCCAAAGAAGAUCGUCCUGAUAUCCUCCGACGGCGAGACCUUCGAGGUCGAGGAGACCGUGGCCCUAGAGUCCCAGACCAUCAAGCACCUGAUCGAGGACGGCUGCGAGGACAAGACCAUCCCCAUCCCCAACGUCACCGGCAAGAUUCUCGCCAAGGUCAUCGAGUACUGCAGGAAGCACGCCAAGGCCUCUGGCGCCGGCAAGGCCGCCGCCGACGUCGACAAGGAUGCGGCCCGCGAGGAAGCUCUCAUGAAGCAGAAGGCUCUCAUGAAGUGGGACGCCAAUUUCGUCGACGUCGAGCAGCUCAUGCUCUUCGAUCUCAUCUUGGCGGCAAAUUAUCUGAACAUCGAGAGCCUGCUAGAUUUGACAUGCCAGAUGGUGGGGGGAAUGAUCAAGGGAAAGACUCCAGAGGAAAUCCGCCAGACCUUUGACAUCAAGAACGAUUUCACUCCGGAGGAAGAACAGGAGGCUCGCAGUGAGAAUGCUUGGGCAUUCAAGUGAAACACCAUAAGGGUUGGGCAAAUAUGUUAGCAUCAGAGGAUUUCCAUCUUUUUGAAAGCUGCUUCGUACACAUUUUGUUUAUGUUAGUAGAUAUGCAUAUGGGAUAUAACAAAUCUGAAUCUGUUUUCUUAUGAAGUUGAACAUCUUUCCA
Rhododendron vialii is the source of this 772-nucleotide messenger RNA. RefSeq names its product SKP1-like protein 1A. The coding region runs from base 112 to 621 and encodes 169 amino acids. Lineage: Eukaryota; Viridiplantae; Streptophyta; Magnoliopsida; Ericales; Ericaceae. The record is from RefSeq and is a predicted model, not a curated record. Gene Ontology annotation, molecular function: cullin family protein binding. The transcript has 2 exons. Gene Ontology annotation, cellular component: nucleus; cytoplasm. Gene Ontology annotation, biological process: SCF-dependent proteasomal ubiquitin-dependent protein catabolic process.